GCUCGCAUUGUGCAGGCAUUGCUGUUUAUUUAUAUUGUGCCUGGAAAACUCUCCCGCUGAGCCGAUGUGCCGUAAUCUUUCGUGAAACGUGAAAACUCACAAGUGUUCCUUGUCGCGCGACCAUUGUUGCGUUUUUGUUUGGGUUGACAGUUUGUCAAAAUUCUCAGUAAUUUUCGAAUCAUGCACGACUUAUUAUGAACGAAUAUCGAAAUUCAAAUCAGAAUAACGCAUUUGAAAGUGCUCAUACGUAGGGCGCCUAUUCUCUUCGUCGGUACACCUUCGUUUGGGCCAGAAUCAAAAACGAUGCCAGUUGGUAACUUGGUCUAGGCAAUUCGAUGACAAUGGUCGAAAUUAAGCGUCUCAGGUUUCAGAACUUUCCUAAAUACAACGUCGAAGGUGAUUUUGACGACGAACUAGAAGCCGAACUGGAAGAGGCUCUGGAAGUGCUGCAUCCCGACGUAGAGUUCGACGAUACUGAAAACGAACAAUACGAACAAGUAAACGAACAGUUGCUCAUUGUACAGGCCCACAACGAUUUGCAGUGGGCCCUUUCGCAAAUCAGCGACAGUCUGAAGCAGUUUGUGAUGCAGCAUCCACUCGAUACGCAGAACAUGGACGACCAGGACAUGAGACUCGUUGCCUGGCUCCUUUCGCAAGGCGAUUACGGAAGGUUGGAGGAUCUGCUCAGGACCGUCCGUCAGAAUGUCGUUGUCAACGUGAAUCUGUCCUAUUAUUUUAAAGUGAUGUUGAUCAUGCUGACCUUCAAUACUUUGAUGAUUUUCAAGCUGUUCAUCUGGGAUCAAAUCGUUUCUUGGUACGGCUGAACAAUGACUGAAUGUGCUUUCGGUGUGUUCCAGCCGAUUUUGCUUAAUGGGGGGCCUUCUUCAAUUAUUAUUACUGUGACAUUUUAUACGGUUCAAAUAUACAUGUAACUGGC
This is a messenger RNA of Aethina tumida (small hive beetle), 937 nucleotides long. RefSeq lists its product as uncharacterized. Bases 336 to 824 code for a protein of 162 amino acids. The transcript is spliced from 2 exons. The record is from RefSeq and is a predicted model, not a curated record. NCBI's taxonomy places the organism in Eukaryota, Metazoa, Arthropoda, Insecta, Coleoptera, Nitidulidae.